Clupea harengus (Atlantic herring) is the source of this 2320-nucleotide messenger RNA. RefSeq names its product GID complex subunit 4 homolog (gene gid4). The record is from RefSeq and is a predicted model, not a curated record. Lineage: Eukaryota; Metazoa; Chordata; Actinopteri; Clupeiformes; Clupeidae. Gene Ontology annotation, biological process: protein targeting to vacuole; protein catabolic process in the vacuole; proteasome-mediated ubiquitin-dependent protein catabolic process. Gene Ontology annotation, cellular component: GID complex.
UUUCAUCAGUUGCGGUCUUCAAUCCACUAGGGGCAGACUACUUCCUGUGCAUCAAGUUCAAAGAACGGUGCUCGGCGCGCAGCUGACUAUCAAUGGACCUACAGUGUGUUUGGGGGAAGGCCGGGGACGAGUCGUUGUCAACGAAAAGGUGUCCCAUUUACAUGUGUUCUCGGUCCCCCUCUCCUCCCCAAUCACAUUCCCAAGGUGACGCGUGUCCACUUGCGGCUGGGGUAAGCACCGCUGAGGCGGUCAGCAUGCCAGUCCGUACUGACUGCUUUCCCAGCUCGUCAGGGGCCUGCAUGGCCUCGGUCUCGCUCAACCCACCCUCACCGAUCAACACACAGCAGCCUGGGGUGACCACCUCGCUUCUCUACAGUGGCUCACAGUUUCAGGGACACCAGAAGAGCCAAGGCAACUCGUAUGACGUGGAGGUAGUUCUACAGCAUGUGACCAUGGAGGAUUCCUACCUCUGCGGAUACCUGAAGAUCAAAGGUCUGACGGAGGAAUACCCAACCCUCACCACAUUCUUUGCCGGAGAGAUCAUCAGCCUGAAGUGCCCCUUCCUCACCAGGAAGUGGGAUGCUGAUGAAGAUGUGGACCGAAAGCACUGGGGGAAGUUCCAUGCUUUCUACAAGUAUGCCAAAACAUUCAACUCGGACGACUUUGACUACGAAGAGCUGACGAACAGCGACUUUGUUUUCAUGCGCUGGAAGGAGCAGUUCUUGGUGCCGGACCACACGAUUAAGGACAUCAGUGGCGCCUCCUUUGCGGGCUUCUACUACAUCUGCUUCCAGAAGUCCACAGCCACCAUAGAAGGCUACUACUACCACCGCAGCUCAGAAUGGUACCAGUCCCUGAACCUCUCUCAUCUCCCCCAACACAGUACCCCCAUUUAUGAAUUUCGGUGACACAUGGUUUCCCCAUCGGACUUAAUCUCGUGGUGGUGGUACGAGUGUCCAGUAGGAGCCGUGAGGGGCAGGAACACAUACAGGUUCCGGGUCGGAUACAGGUAUCGGGUCAGGGACACAGCAGUGCUCUCCACCUCUGCAGACCGGACAAACAUGGACCUGGAGUGGAAUGGAGAGAAGAUUGUGAGGAGGAGACACCCAGGCAGUGGCACGCUGUAGCUGGGGUUUUCCCUUCCCUCGGCCUCCUCUCUAAGUUUGGGGUUUCAGCCUCUCGUUCCUUCUGGCAUUUUUACCCAUUUUCUUGCUUUGCUUUAAACUCAGAGAGGUGAGACAAAGCUUUCGUUUUCUAUUCUGACAUCUUAUCUUGAACAGGUGGGCACAGUCUAACACCUGUAGAAUGGUUGAAUGUGAAAGAAAGAAAUGAAUUUGUAUUUUUAAUAUAUUUUAUAAAUAGUUUAUAUAUUCCAUAUAAUAAGAGGUCUGUCAUGUGAUUGGGUGGAGACUGAGACGGUAUUAAGCUGCAAACAGAGGCGGAACUCUUGAAUCUUCUGAAAAUUAGUCACUACCAGCACACCUUCGCCAUCAGCUGUCUUCUACUGAGAAAAUAACGUGCAGUAUUAUGUCGGUCAGCUGUUGUGCUUCAAGCCCAUUUUACAUGGAUGAUGGCAAUCAGAGAGACUGUGAAUAUAUUUGUAUUUGUAUUUGUGUGUGUGUGUGUAUGUGUGUUGUGUGCUCAUCUCCUGAAUGCUAAAGGACAGUGGGGCAUAGGGAAGGACUCAGGAACUUCAUGGAUGUGUCUUCUUCAUGGUUUUCAUACCACAUGUUUCUAUGCAACCAGGAAUCUUGGAAACGUAUGUUGUCGUAGUAUUAACCAAUAACAUUUUAACGGAAUAUUGCUUUGACAGUCACAACCAUGUUGAUGCAUAUGUACCCUAAAGUUGAUUAAAUUUCAAAGAUGGAUGUAAAAGCAUAUAUGUUCAGGUCAAAACCUGGAGGAAAAAGCUAGACUGUAACUGUUUGUGGGCAGACCCCCUCCAAAGGGAGAGGAAUGAAUGAAUGAAUGAAUGAAUGAAUGUGUUGUUCGGACUUUGGCUCAGUCUUGCCGUUCAUCUGCAAAGAUGGAGCUAAGCUGUAUAGAAUGCCAUGGGAAAAAAAAAAGAAUUUGUGUGUGUGUGUGUGUGUGUAUACAUACAACUACUGAAUGUGUUCCUGAGUGGAAGAAUGGAGGAGCAAUGACCUCAUUUGUGUAUACUGUCUGUCGCGAGCGACGCACAUCAGUCCUAUAGAUCCGAUCACUUGUGCCUAGGUAUGCGUGGAGCAUUGGUGCUCACGGCGUCUGAGGAGUACUCUAAGGGAACGGUUGUUUCAGUCAAAACAUUUGUACAAUAACUAAAUAAAUGCUGUUUUAACAA